Yamadazyma tenuis ATCC 10573 is the source of this 1437-nucleotide messenger RNA. The record is from RefSeq and is a predicted model, not a curated record. NCBI's taxonomy places the organism in Eukaryota, Fungi, Ascomycota, Pichiomycetes, Serinales, Debaryomycetaceae.
AUGGGGGAAGUCAUUAAUAUCGGCUGUUCACAAGCCGCUAACCAUGUGUUGACCCACUUGUACAACUUCCAGGAAGCACACAUCCCUUAUAAGCGAGACCAAGUGCUUAGGUACGACAACAAGGUGUUUCUUUCACUGCUCAAGCUAAAUGGGAAAACCAACUAUUCUCCGAGGGCUUUGAUAUAUGAUGCUCGAAAUGGGUUUGGGUCUCUCGGCAAAUAUGAUUACUACGAUUUGGAGGAUCACACAUACUCUCCCAGUGGCCAGGGAAUUGAAAUCAUCUCCACAAAUCCCAAGGUGCCCAAAAAUGAGUAUCAGGUGGGUCUUGAUAAAGGAUUGAACAGAUCUAACACACUAACUGUUUCUAACACCAGCUAUUGGUCAGACUACGUGAAGUUGAUAUUCCGGCCCAUGCUGUUGAAGUCGCUCGAAUCGUACGAACUCAACGAUAGUAAUAAAGUUGUUCACCGACUAUCGCCUUCAAUGCAGUUCACUGCCUUUAACUUGGGCCAAACCGAAUUUACUGGCAAGGAAGAUGAUGCCAUUGACACUUUCCGAAAAAUGUUGGAAGAGUCGGACUUUUUUGAAGGCAUGCAGCUUUUCACAGAGUCUGAUAGCGCCUGGAGUGGGUUCACUACCGAGUUACUUGUCAGUGUCAAAGAUGAGUUUUUCAACUAUACUUCCAAUAAUAAGUUCAACAUUUGGAUAUGGGACUUGAUGAAAAAUACCAGGUUGACGCCAUUUGAGAACCUCACAAGGAUCAGAAGUUUAGUGGAAUUUUCCACCAAUUCGAGUUUGGUGAUUCCUUUGAACCUGCCAGUAGAGGGAACGAAUUGGCAAACAGGAGGACUUCAAUCGGUUGUCGUCAACUCAUUAUGGGAAUUAAUCAACUCCAGCCCUAGAAUAUCCACCAUGAAGGAAAUCGAAUCCAAUCUCCUUGGAAAUGAUUCCAACAGAAACAUAGUUAAUCAUGUGAGCAUUGAUGAACUCAAGGAACCAGCAUUGGACAAAUUAAGUCUCUAUGAUGUUGGCUCACCCGAAAAACUGCUUGAGUUUGGGUUCAACAAUAAGUCUGUUCACCGAUUCAGCACUCAUUAUACUGUUAAUACCUGGGACAAAGACAUGUUCUUGACCCUGAAACCAAAACCAGAUGCCCAUGUAUACUAUACAAACAAUGAUAUUUUAGAUAUCACCAAAGUCGACACAUUUCCACCUGUUUUAGAAUUCUCCAAGGCAUAUACCGAGUUUGGCAUCGACUCAUCUAUCCGGUAUGAUUUGAAAAAGUUAAUCGACUACAUACGAAGAACCCUGACAUCGAUGGGGUUGAUUCUUGGGGAAAAAGAUGAAGUACUUCAACAGCUUCAUGAUAUGAGAAGAUCGUAUUCUGACAGUCCUGAUUUUGAGGACGAUAGUGACGAAGAUUAUGACAACUAUUAG